AUGAAGCUCGCGCGGAAGGGUGACGUGCUACCACCGCGCGGAGGGGCAGCCGUUGGUGUGGUGGCCACGUGCCCUGCGAGUGAACAAGGAGGCGCCGAGAAGCUUAAACAAGCUCACCGAUGGAACGUUUAUCUCGCUUUGAUGGACGAUGGUGGCUAUCACAAAGUCCACGAAGGAGCAUCCUUGUACGCACACGAUCAAAUCUUAGUCUUUCGCGUCUCGGUUAGUUUCAAAACAUUUACAACUGUAAUAACUAACGAAUUUCAAGAGUCAGCACGUGCAGAAGUGAUCAGCAAAAUGUUCUUUGAACAGUUCAUCAAUCCUAAAACUAAAUAUGAGAUUGAUCUAGCUUUUUUAGAGACACUUCUACAACAAGGUGCUAACAUAAAUUUCAAGGAUGUGAAUGGAUGCACUGUUCUGCACGAGGUGGCUCGAAACUGGCACGUGGAUAUUGCAAUAUUUCUUGUGGAGCAAGGCGCUGAUGUGAACCAGACUGAUGUUUUUGGAAGAACUGCCCUACAUGUGGCAGCUGCUGCAAACAAUGUGGAAAUGAUCAAGUUUCUUAUCCAGGAAAAAGCAAAUGUAGAUCAAGUUUCAGACGGAGAUAUGCUGACACCAAUGCACUGUGCAGCAAAACAUGAUGCUUUAGAAGCUGUUGUAUGCUUAUAUGAACACCAUGCAAGUAUUCACAGAAAGGAUGCCAGAAAGAGAACACCACUUUUCCUUGCUGCAGCAAAUGGUUAUAGUAGGACAGCCAUAAUGUUGUUGAAGUUUGGAGCUAGUGCCACAGUGGAAGACAACUCUGGAUUCUCAUGUCUCAUGGAAAUGAUCAUUAAAAUGCCUACUGUGCUGGCAAUAUCAGACUUUGAAUGCAGAAAGAUCCUCGCAAAACUGAAACAGCUGGUGGUGAUGGUGUAA
Messenger RNA from Chiloscyllium plagiosum (whitespotted bambooshark), 918 nucleotides. The record is from RefSeq and is a predicted model, not a curated record. NCBI's taxonomy places the organism in Eukaryota, Metazoa, Chordata, Chondrichthyes, Orectolobiformes, Hemiscylliidae.